CGAUUGCUAAAAUUGACCUUUGACUUGUAAUCAAACCGCUAGAUUUGAGGUGACUUCCCAAGCAAAAAAGUGAUGAGAUUUUUCCAAUUCUGACUAGCUCAAUUGUUUAAGAGAAGAUGGACCCAGGCAAAGUGAAAAGCUUGGUCACUUUUGUGAACUCACUUGGAGUUGGGGAGGUCAUCGAAUCAUUGCACCAGCUGAAGGAUGGAAAGCAUUUUAUCUCCAUGAUCAAGAUCCUUUCCGACAAGGAAGUCCCAGACUGCGAUAAUCCUAUGCAAUGCUACCGCUACGUUCUGAAGUAUUUGGAAGGGUUUUACCAAUCUUCUCUCAAGUACCAUGUGGACUUCUCCCAGAUUGUCAACGGCUCCAGCGUCGCUGAGGUGGCAAAGGUCACGACCCUGCUGCUCUGCGCAUCCAUCCAGAGUGAGAGGGUCAAGAUCUUUGUGGAUGCCAUCACCGAGCUUGACCUAUUGACCCAGAAUGACCUGAAGGAGAUCAUCCAGUAUAUCGUGGCCCAGGAGAGUAGCCACAAGCUCCGGGCAGACUUUGCAGAUAUCCUUCAUCGACGAGGUUCUCAGCCAGCUACCACAAUUGAUGAGUGUAUCCCGUCUACAACUAGCCAGCGAGGUGAUCAUACGAGUGAAUCUUCUCGAGCUGUCCUCACCCCCAUGGAGCAAGGCUCUCCGUUUCCAACAAGGUUGACGUCAUCGUCAGCCUUCUCCGACUCUCCGAUGUCUCCGGUCCACAACCUCAUUAACUCUCCCUACAUGGUCAGCAAGCUGAACAAUCGCAGAUUACAUGAUCGAGUGCGUACCCUGGAAUCCAAGAUAGCCUCUGAGACAGCACUGAGGCAGGACCAUGAAGCUGAGAUCAUUGAGAAAAACUCAGACAUUGGCCUCAAAGACAGCCAGCUACGUGAGCUGAACCAAAAGGUCAAAGAACUUAACAAGCUGAAAGAUGAGGUCGAUGAACUCCAGGAAGUUCAGGCAGAACUGCAGAAGAGUACGAGAGAAAACACGAGAUUGAAAAAACUGUUAGAGAAGAAAGCCGAGUUGAAGACGGACAACCAACACCUUGAGAAGCAGAAUGAAGAACUGUUAUCAGAGAGACAAGAACUCAAAUACAUGAUGAAGGGUCACGGCGCCAUCAAGAACCAGUUUGAGGAGACGCGCGUUCGGCUGCGUCGCUCCGAGCUCAACCUCGGCGAGCUGCACAGGGAUAACUGUCGCCUGACCGAAGAGGUGGAGGGUGCCAUGAAGGAGAGGCAGGAGCUGAUUCAUAUGAUGGAGACCAGUCAACAGAUGUACAAGGAGAAGAUUGCCCUCCUGGAGGAUCAGCUUUUGCAAGCCUCUAGCCCAGCGGUAAUGGGAGAGUCCUUGGGUAUCAUUGCUGAGCAGCGUGUCUCUGAACUUGAGCUGGAACUGGAGAAGGUGCGCAUGAGCUGGACCAGUCCCGAAGUCUAUCAGAAGAUGAAGAGCCUGUACGAGGAAGCUUGUCGGACUGCACAGGCAUACGAGGGUCAGUUGAAAGAGAGUCAAGAUCAAAUGAGCCAACUCGAGGUUAACAUCCAGAAUCUUCAGUCUACCUGGGCUUCUCCCGACGUCCACCAGGAACUGAGAGACCUCUAUGAAAUGACCAACCAAGACAAACACAAAUAUGAGGUUCACUUGAAAGAGAGUCAGGAUCAGAUCAAAGAGCUUGAGAUGAAUAUUCAGAACCUUCAGUCUACCUGGGCUUCUCCCGAUUCCCACCAGGAACUGAGAGACCUCUACGAAGAGACCAACCAAGAGAAACAAAAAUAUGAGGUUCACUUGAAGGAGAGUCAGGAUCAGAUCAAAGAGCUUAUGCAUAUUCAGGAACUUCAGUCUACCUGGGUUUCUCCCGAUGUCCACCAGGAACUGAGAGACCUCUACGAAGAGACCAACCAAGACAAACAAAAAUAUGAGGUUCACUUGAAAGAGAGUCAAGACCAGGUCAGACAGCUUGAGGUUACUGUUCAGAAUCUUCAGUCUACCUGGGCUUCUCCCGACGUCCAUCAACAACUGAAAGAACUCUAUGAACAGACCAGCCAAGGAUACGAGGUACAUUUGAAAGAGAGUCAGGACCAGAUAAGACAACUUGAGGUUAACAUCCAAGAUCUUCAGUCUACCUGGGCCUCUCCUGAAGGUCAUCAAAAACUGAAAGACCUCUACGAAGAAACCGAUCAAGACAAACAGAAAUACGAGGUUCACUUGAAAGAGAGUCAGGAUCAAGUCAGACAGCUCGAAGUUGCUGUUCAGAAUCUUCAAUCUACCUGGGUUUCUCCCGAUGUCCACCAGAAACUGAAGGACCUCUACCACAAGACCAACCAAGACAAACAGAAUUAUGAGGGUCAGUUGCAGGAUAUUCAGGAUAAGAUCAAAGAGCUUGAGAUUAAAGUCCAUAAUCUUCAGUCUACCUGGGCCUCUCCUGAAGACCAUCUGAAACUGAAAGAACUCUAUGAAGAAACCAACCGAGACAAGCAAAGUUGUGAGGCUAAAUUGGAAGAGAGGGAGGCAAGGAUGAGGGAGUUGGAGCAGGAGAUAGAGAAAUUACGCAACACCUGGGCGUCGCCAGAAGUCCACCAGAAACUGAAUGAAAUGUACACGGAAGUAUCUGAAGCUAAGGAAGUGUAUGAGACACAACUGAAGGAGACACAAGGAGAAAAUUCAUACAGUGCUCAACGCACGACAGAACUGGAGCUGGAGCUGAAAAAGUUGACCAGAGUGAGGGAUCAAGCGCUGCAACAGAAGCAGGAGCUAGAGACCCAACUCCAGCAUUCAAUGGCACUGAGCGGAGAUCUCCAGGAGCAGAUAAGCCGUCUACGCGAUGAUUCGGAGAAGGAGAAGCAGGAACUUGAAAGCCAGCUGCAGCAAUCCAAAACUCAGAGUGAAGAUCUUCAGAGUCAGAUUGGCAGUCUCACAAAAGAUUUAGAGAAGGAGAAGGAAGGAUGGUGUAGUUCUGAAGAAAACCUGAAACAAGAAAAGCUUGUGAUCGAAACACACCUUCAGCACUCAAACGCUUUGAACGAAGACUUCCAGCAGCAGACCGUCCAUCUCCAGCAAGAGGCAAAGAAGGAGAAGGAGGACUGGUGUGCCUUGAAAGAAAGCUUGAAACAAGAGAAACAAGCUGUUGAAGGGAGAUUGCAGAAUGCUUUGAGUGAGAUUGGAGACCUGCAAACGUGCAAUGCUCAACUGAAGCAAGCUCAUGGUACAGACUGCAAAGCAUGGCAAGACUCUGAGGGGAAACUGAAGCAGGACAUCAAUUCUGUCAAAUCUAAAUUGCAGGAGGCACUUAAGCAAACUGAAGAACUCAAGACAGCAAACAGUACCCUGUUGAGGGACCUUGAUGAAAGGAGUGGAAAGGUGCUGAAUAUAGAAACCAGAAUGAAGCAAGAUGAGGAAGAGAAAGAAGCCCAAUUCUGUCAGGCCCGUGAACUUUUGGGGAAGCUCCAAUCUCAGAAUGGCUCUCUGAACCUUGAGUUAGAGAACAAAGAACGAUGCUUACAGGAUACCCAGAAUGAGUUGCAAGUGGUGAUCAAAGAGAGUGAUUCCCUCCUGCAGAAGGCCGAUGCUCGCAUCAAAGACCUGGAAUGCAAGAGCAUGAGGAUGGAACAGGAUCUGGAGAGUGGCAGCGAAGUCUUGCGAGUGGCUGAACAGAAGAUCAAAGAGGGCAACACCGAGAAUGAAGUCAAACUGAAAGCAGUGGGCAUUGAGGUGAUGGACCUGCAGAAGCAGAAUCAGCGAUUGAAGCAAGAUCUGGAUGGGAAGUUUCAGGAUUGGCUUGUUACGGAGGAGAAGAUGAGGCAGGAGAAGGAAGUGGUCGAGACCCAGCUUGGUCAGGCGACGGUCAAGAUUGAGAUGCUUGAGCAAAAGUACAGAUCCUUCAAGGAAGACUUGGACAAGGAAGACACAGAUCUGUGCCUCCGACUGAAGAACAUGGACGAACAGAAGCGGGAGGUGGAGUCUCGUCUGGAGCGGACCGAUGCCCAGCUGGAGGAUCUCCAGCACAGCAACUGGCUCCUGAAGCAGAACCUGGAGAACAAGGAGGAGAAACUGAGGCUCAUCGAGGAAAAGCUCAAACGGGAAGGGGAGGGUCAGCUCCUGCAGGCUACGAAGCAGAUGGAGGAGUUGCAACAGCAGAAUGGCCGCUUGAAGCAGGAUGUCAAGAACAUGCAUGACAUCUUGGUCACAACUGGAGAGAAUAAGAAGUUAUGGGAAGAGAAGAUCAGGAUGCUUGAAGAGAAAGUUUUACAAGAUGAAGCGGAGAGGACAACGAGACAACACCAUGCUGUAGAGCUUGAGAAGGAAGUUGAAGAGCUCAGGGCCAAGUACAGCGAAGCAUGUCAAGCACAGCAUUCCCAAGGGAUUGCCUUCACAGAGGAGAUAGAGCGUCUCAGGUCGGCCACACCCAACCAAACCCCAACCGCAUCCGCCCAGAACUCCAUCACAGAUAUCACGCCCCCGGUCCACUGCCACCUGGACCUAACCCACGACGUGAUGGCCAACCAUAGCGUGGACAGUCUGGAUGGUCUAGCGGUCAGUCGUGUCAGUCACGAUGACAGUGACCUCAGGAUGGAUGACCUCGAGACUGACCAUGGCCUGAGAGCGAGGUCGGUUGCAAGCCUCGCAUCGUCGACGGGGUCGAAUCGAAGCACAAGAUCCACUAGAAGCCGUACCCGGAUAGAGAUCACUCUGUCGGGCAAGCGCAGUGAAUCCAGAUCUACAUCCAGAGCAGAGUCUCAGUUCGGUUCUCAGUUCGGUUCUCAAUUUGAUGACUUCAGCAACUUUGGUGGCAGUCUGAACAGCCUGGGAUCGGACUUCCCUGAUAACGUGGCACGUACUCUGGAUGAGCUGGAGGCGAGCAACAUCCACCUGGCAAAGUCCAACAGAAGGGAUACCCUGGAUACUCAUCGAACAACUGGACCCAGUGGAUUCUUCCUAGUAGGAUGUGGCGAGGAGGAGCCGGCUCACAUCGAUUGGGAAGAUAGACUGGCAGAGCUCCAACGUAGGAAUACCCUCUGCAGACCUCACCUUCAGACGUCUUACCCCGUAGAGACACAGACAAGGGCACCGAAGGAGAUCACAGAGACGGAUCUGAAGGUCGGCUCUGACACUCGUCGCUCCAGUCUCAGGCUGUCUCGGGGUAACGAGGAGAGCAGCAGGAUGUCGACCCGUAAGAGGAAGAGCGAUAAGUUCAAGUUUGAAGAACCAGCAUCGAAGCAAAUGCGUAGCUCAUCUUCCUGCCAGGUGAUGCCCCCGCCCCCUCCUCCCGGCAGCACCAAGACUGGCUCGAUGACCAGGAAGGCCGUCUCACAUUCCAGCAUCCCAGCUGAGCAACAAACCCGUUUCACAUCCACCACUAAACAUGACAAGGGCCACAUCCACAACCCUUCCUCCAAGUGCAAUAGUAAGACCAGCCUACAGAGUAGCUCGGCAGCUCGGAGUAGCCCGCGACUUGCCGGGAGCAAGUCCAGUCUCGCUGCCAGCAAGAGCAGUCUAGCCUCCGGGAACUCCAGGAGUAGCCUCGCCAGCCAGUCCAGUCGGACUAGCCUAGCCACGCAGUCGAGCAGAGCCAGUCUGGCCAGCACGACCAGCCGAACGGCCGCUCAGCAUCCAGAGACGCAGAGUUCCAGGCCUAGUAGCAGGACCAGCAUGACUUCGUCAUCCAGUAAGACCAGUCUUGCAUCAGCCGCUAUGGAGGCGUCGGGACGCAGUUCCUCAAGAGCUCGUAGGUCCAGCCUGUCUGGUAGCCUAACUACCUCUACAUCCACUCUGAAGAAUUCCAAGAAGGAACCUUUUCUGCCAGAAAUUGAGGAGGUGUUGAACCCCAGGCGUGAGAGCCUCACUUACAGCGUAGGAUUCUCCCCGAGGAAGACGUCCAGACGGAGGAGGUCGAUGCGCUUUUCUACUAAGAAGGGCAGUAUGAAGGGUAGCCCUGGUCUCAGUCAGGUGAAGAAGAAGAAGGUAGCCACGCCCCAGAAGAAAACUCCAUCCAAAAUGAAAUCCAUGGCAAGGUUCUUUGGAAAGUGAGGAGCCAGACUCAUCAUCAACCAACCUAUCGAUUUAACAAGCAGCGAGAGGUCUCGUUUUAAAUAGUUUUUUACAACUUUGGUAUCAGUUGAACGUCUUUCUUCAAGAUAAUUUUGUUUAUUGUUGUUGUAACCAACCAGUAAAUAAAUUAACACUUGCAAAUUAGUGUUAAUCUGUACUUGAUGACCUAUCUAAAAAGAAACGAUCCAGCAUUAAAAAAAUUAUUUUAAAAAUACAGGGUUGAUAGACAAAAUAUUACAUGUUCCUCAAAUCUGCUUCUUGUUUCUCAAUUCAGUGGUACAUUUGUUUCUAAAUUAUUAAUAUUACUGAAGUAAUUGGACGAAUACAACUACCAUUAUGUUAUAAUAGAUCGAAGUAUAAUUACACUGCCUGUCUCUGAAAUUGAAUAGAUUAGAUAGAAUUGUAAAACUCCCAACUUUUAUGAUACAGUACUUUAGUAGAUUACCUGUCAUUAAGCGAGUGUGACAUCCCCAUUUGUGUAAAAUUUUGGACAGGAUAUAACAGUAGUUUGACAGAUUUAUUCUUGUAAAUAGUGGUUUUCCUACAAUCAUGUAUAAAUAGUGCCAUAAAAAAGAUUGAUUAUGUAAUAUAUCUGCCUUGUAAUUAUGUAAAGAUGUGGAAGAAUUCUACAUGCAUCUAUAUAUAAUUGUAUAAAUAUCAACUCCCUCUAUUUACUAUAAUAUAUAGACCUAAAUAUUUGUUUGUGUAUGUAAAUUCUGUUUAUAUUGGACUAUCCACAUGUUUCAUCAUGUUUUUACAAAUAUUGAGCUGUUUUUGGUAUAUUUCUGUGUAUUUACAUCGGUGUAUUUGAAUGUUUAUAUGAACGCACUGUUAACAUGAAAAGCUAAGGGGGUCAGAGGUUUAGGUAUACAUAUAGAUUUAUUCUGGUUUUCUGAAUUUUCUUACUUUAUGGGCUUUUGUAAUAUUAUAUUCUAAAUCUAAUUACACCACAGUGCCUUCAUUUGAUGAAAAUGGAAGUUGUAUAGUUUUGGGGUGGAUGAGUUUACCACACAAAUUGAAAUACAUGUACAAUUUUGUAUUAAUAGCAAUAAGAAAAAACUGAUGGAAGACUCUUUUUUAAAUUAGAAAGAGAAAACAAAAGUACUUCUAAAGCUUUGAUCUUUAAUCAUCUUUAGCAUGAUAUCAAGAGGAUGUUGUGAAACAUUACCUGGAUAAUCAAAAGACAACUGCACAUUGCAUUCUUAUAUAAAUUCUCAGAACUGUGAUUAUUAUGUUUUACUUUUAGUGAAACUCUUGUGGUGCUUGAUCACCUUUCAUGGCAUUAACUAAACCAUUAUAGCACAAAUUUUUGACAAGUUGUAAAUUAGUUAUGAAAUAAACAUCUUAAGGCUAGUAUGAUAUCAUUGAUAAGAGCCAGAAAGGUGUAAACUCUGCAUAAAAUAAUGAGUUAACACCUUCCUGACUUCAGAUAUAUAUCACCACCGGCUAUUGUUUGUUUGAUGUACAGAUUAUGUGUUUGAAAUUGCACUGCAUGUAUAUUGAAUUAUUAUAUGAUCAGAUUUUAAAAAUGAAAAAUAAUAAGGUCUCGUUAAAUUGUUUGCAUAACGUGAUUAUUCAUGAGAUGUUGUAAAUAAAACCUCUAUACUGCCUAGCUUUACAGCAUA
Strongylocentrotus purpuratus (purple sea urchin) is the source of this 7696-nucleotide messenger RNA. Its product is annotated as putative leucine-rich repeat-containing protein DDB_G0290503. The record is from RefSeq and is a predicted model, not a curated record. The transcript is spliced from 29 exons. Lineage: Eukaryota; Metazoa; Echinodermata; Echinoidea; Camarodonta; Strongylocentrotidae. Gene Ontology annotation, cellular component: proteasome complex. Gene Ontology annotation, biological process: proteasome-mediated ubiquitin-dependent protein catabolic process. Bases 117 to 6050 code for a protein of 1977 amino acids.